Daldinia caldariorum is the source of this 2652-nucleotide messenger RNA. RefSeq names its product Coatomer, beta. Lineage: Eukaryota; Fungi; Ascomycota; Sordariomycetes; Xylariales; Hypoxylaceae. The transcript has 4 exons. Gene Ontology annotation, cellular component: COPI vesicle coat. Gene Ontology annotation, molecular function: protein binding; structural molecule activity. The record is from RefSeq and is a predicted model, not a curated record. Gene Ontology annotation, biological process: intra-Golgi vesicle-mediated transport; intracellular protein transport; retrograde vesicle-mediated transport, Golgi to endoplasmic reticulum. The coding region runs from base 105 to 2639 and encodes 844 amino acids.
CCCAAAUGCCACCAUUAUGAUCCUCCAUGUCUUACGAAUUUAAACCUCCCUUGCCUUUUAUUCCAACCGUGUGAACCAGCUACCAGGUUAAUGGAUCUGCUAACAUGGUAUUUGAUGCGCAGCGACAACUCUUUGCGCGCAGUGAGCGUGUCAAGGGCAUCGACUGCCACCCUCAAGAGCCAUGGAUUUUAACCACCUUAUACAGCGGCCACGUUUACAUCUGGUCGUACGAAACACAACAGAUCGUUAAAACCUUCGAGCUUACCGAUGUCCCUGUUCGAGCUGGUCGAUUCGUCGCGAGGAAGAACUGGAUUGUUUGCGGCUCCGACGAUUUCCAACUAAGAGUAUAUAACUACAACACAUCCGAAAAGAUUACCUCCUUCGAGGCGCAUCCCGACUAUAUACGUGCUAUCGCGAUUCACCCCACACAGCCUUUUGUCCUGACCGCCUCUGAUGACAUGACCAUAAAGUUAUGGGAUUGGGAGAAGGGAUGGAAGUGUGUACAGGUCUUCGAAGGCCAUAGCCACUACGUAAUGGGAUUGGCUAUCAAUCCCAAAGAUACCAACACUUUUGCUUCAGCCUGUUUAGACAGGACUGUCAAGAUAUGGAGCCUCGGCUCCUCUACCGCCAACUUCACACUCGAGGCGCACGAGACCAAGGGCGUUAACCACGUCGAUUAUUACCCGCAUUCCGACAAGCCGUAUCUCCUCACAACCUCUGACGACAGAACCGUUAAGGUUUGGGAUUACACCACCAAGAGUCUUAUUGCGAGCUUAGAAGGGCAUACCAACAAUGUGUCGUUUGCCUGUUAUCACCCGGAGCUACCUGUCAUUAUCUCUGGUUCCGAAGAUGGUACUAUCAGGAUAUGGCACGCAAAUACCUACCGCUUUGAACAGUCCCUCAACUACGGCCUCGAGCGCGCGUGGUGUAUUUCUUACCAGCGUGGUAAGCAGGGUGUGGCUGUCGGAUUCGAUGACGGCGCGGUAGUUGUAAAACUGGGCCGAGAGGAGCCUGCUGUGUCUAUGGACAGCUCCGGUAAAUUGAUCUGGGCUCGUCAUAAUGAAGUAGUCUCGUCUAUCAUCAAGGGCGGCGACGCUUCGAUUAAGGACAACGAACCGAUUACGCUUCCUACAAAGGAGUUAGGUACAUGCGAAGUAUAUCCCCAAACACUUAUUCACUCCCCCAAUGGCCGUUUCGUUGCGGUUUGCGGUGAUGGUGAGUAUAUUAUUUAUACAGCUUUGGCUUGGCGUAACAAGGCCUUCGGAUCUGCCCUGGAUUUUGUGUGGGCAUCCAAGGAUAACAGUAACGACUUCGCUAUCCGUGAGUCGGCAACGAGUGUCAAGGUCUACAAGAACUUCGUUGAGAAGACUGGUGGUUUGGAUAUCCCUUUCCAAGCUGAUGGUUUAACGGGUGGCGUUUUGUUGGGAGUGAAGGGCCAAGGAGGCGUCUCUUUCUACGACUGGGCCACGGGCGGUUUGGUCAGGCGAAUUGAAGUUGAACCGAAAGAAGUCUAUUGGUCAGAUAGCGGCGAGCUUGUUACCCUGGCCUGCGAAGACACCUUUUAUGUUUUGAGAUUCUCCCGAGAAAGCUAUAUCGAAGCUGCUCAAGCCGGCCAAGUAGACGAAGAUGGAGUUGAGGCCGCUUUUGAGGUUAUAACAGAUAUUUCUGAGAGUGUACGAACAGGUCAAUGGGUUGGAGAUUGCUUCAUCUACACAAACAGCACAAACCGACUAAACUACCUGGUUGGCGACCAAAUAUACACCAUCUCACACUUCGACCAGCCGAUGUAUACUCUUGGCUAUAUCCAAAGAGACUCCAGAAUAUAUCUGGCCGAUAAAGAUGUGAACGUAACAAGCUUUGCUCUAUCUCUCCCCGUAUUAGAGUACCAGACGCUAGUACUCCGUGGUGACAUGGAGACGGCCGCCGAACUUCUCCCCACUAUCCCUACAGACCAGCUCAACAAGAUCGCCAGGUUCCUCGAAGGACAGGGCCAUAAAGAACUGGCGCUAGAAGUAGCCACUGACCCCGAGCACAAGUUUGAUUUGUCAUUGGCCCUAAACCAGCUUGACAUUGCUCUGGAUCUUGCGCGACAAGCAGAUAAUGACCACAAGUGGAAGACGGUAGGCGAUGCAGCCCUUGCAGGAUGGGAUGUCCCGCUUGCAGCUGAGUGUUUCACUCAUGCGAAAGAUUUGGGCUCUUUACUCCUGAUUUAUUCAAGCACAUCCGACCAAGCCGGCUUAAAAGCACUUGCGACGCAAGCAGAGGAGUCUAGCGCCCACAACGUUGCGUUCACAUGCAAGUGGUUAUUAGGUGAUACUGCAGGUUGCGUUGAGGUUCUCACCAAGACAAACAGGCUAGCCGAAGCUGUCCUAUUCUCACAGACAUAUAAGCCGAGCUUGACGGUCGACACUGUCAAGGCUUGGAAGGAAAGUUUGGAGAAGAACAAAAAGGGUAGGGUGGCAAAGGUAAUUGCUGUCCCGACGGAAGACGAAGAGCUUUUCCCGGAGUGGGAAGAGUGGCUACGGUUGGAAAGCGAAGGAGGUGUUGCCACCGGAGAGGAAAACGGCGAGGCCGAAGAGGCUCAAGCAGAAGAAGCCGAAGCAGAGGAAGCGGAAAGCGAAGCUGAGUCUGAAGAGUAACCCAGGUUUCAUA